GGGGAGAGAGGUAAAUAGCCUUAAAUCGGAAGGGAGCUGCUUCUCUGUGGUCUUCCACAAGAGCUGCCUGGGCUCUGCUGGCUCAGUAAUAACUGAGUGACCUUUUCUUUUGCUGUAUUAUGUCUGGCUGGUAAGGGAUUGCAUUUUGCAGCUGAUAAAGCCCUGACUUCAUUCAACUCGGCUCCUCACACGCUGCUUUAGGUAAGUUGUCUUCAGCCAGGACGGAGACAGACAGCCUUGGACUGCAAGAUACUAAAAGGAGGACACCUGUAGCUCGGAUACGGUCAACACAAUUACUUGGCGGAUCCUUGAGGACCUCAUUAUUUUAAACUUAAAGAAUAGCGAUCUCCCUCCCCAUCUCUCCCACCCCCCCUUUAUUUUUUUUUCCCCAAACAAUGCUUCUUUUUGACCUUUCCCAAGGAGAAGAGCUACAAAGCAGCCACUGUGCUUAUUGAACUGCCUCCCCUGUAUCGCUUAAUUGAGAAGGUAUACAAAUGCUCUCAGUUCAGCCAGACACCAAGCCGAAAGGUUGUGCUGGCUGCAACCGUAAGAUUAAAGACCGGUAUCUUCUAAAGGCCCUGGACAAAUAUUGGCAUGAAGACUGCCUGAAAUGUGCCUGCUGUGACUGCCGCCUGGGGGAGGUGGGCUCUACUCUGUACACCAAAGCCAACCUUAUCCUUUGUCGCAGAGACUACCUGAGGUUAUUUGGUGUUACAGGAAACUGCGCUGCCUGCAGUAAGCUCAUACCUGCUUUUGAGAUGGUGAUGAGAGCUAAGGACAAUGUUUAUCAUCUGGACUGUUUUGCAUGUCAACUUUGUAACCAGAGAUUUUGCGUUGGAGACAAAUUUUUCCUGAAGAACAACAUGAUUCUGUGCCAGACAGACUAUGAGGAGGGUUUAAUGAAAGAAGGUUAUGCACCCCAGGUUCGCUGAUCUGAUGCCACAUCAUUAAGAAUACAAAGCACUAAGUUCUUUUAUCUUUUUUGCUCAACAUGUAUAUAAGAAAUGACACAGGAACCUACUGAAUAGCGUAGAUAUAGGGAGACAGAAUGGUUGCGUGAAAUAAAAGGCGGACUGCAUCUGUAUGUAGUGAAAAUUGCUCCAGUUCAGAGUUGAAUGUUAAUUAAAAAGGUACUGUACAUACAGCUGAAUUCUUUUUGCUUGCUAUUGGGAUUUUUGUUUUUUUUUUGUUGUUGUUUGUUUGUUUCUUUUUGUGUCAUUUGGCAUGAGAUGUUUAUUUUGGACUAUUGUAUAUAAUGUAUUGUAAUAUUUGAAGCACAAAUGUAAUACAGUUUUAUUGUGUUACCAUUUGUGUUCCUGUUUGCUUCUUUGUAUUGUUGCAUUUAGUACAAUCAGUGUCUAAACUUACUGUAUAUUUAUGCUUUCUGUAUCUACCAGCUAUUUUAAAUGAGCUGUAUCUUUCUAGUAAAAAGAAUUAAAGAGCAAAUCCCAACCCUUAUGCUACACUUAGAGCUUAAGAAUAAUGUUUACAUUAAAACUAUUUAGAAAACUAAUAACUCUAGCAGCACCUGCUGCUAAUGAUGCUAUGGUUAAGGGUCUAUCAGCACUUCUGUUAUAAGCCUCUAUUUUUCAGGGGUUAAGCAUCUGCUGUUUAAUUGCAUAGAUUUUCCUCAAAGAGCACUUUUAUUUUACUACAAAAUUUUCAAAAACAAAUCUGACUGGUUUGGGAUAUAUUAUAAAAAGUGCAAAAGUUAAUGAUUUGGGGUACUGCUUUUGUUCUUCUCAGGCAUUCAGAAUGCCUGGAUUUGAUUUUUAAUUUAGCUGGAAAUUAUGUCCUAAUGCAAACCAGUGCCUCUGGGUACCUUAUUUUAUAUAUAUAUAUAAAUAUAUAUAUGUUAUUUUUCUGAAUGCCUUUAAUUUGAGGGUGGGGAAGAAAGAGAGAGUACUUCUGUUUAUGUACAUUACAAAAAUUUCUUAAAAUUUGAUGUGAUUCUGCUUUUUUCUUCUCUCUCUCUCUCUCUUUUUUUUUUUUUUUUUUUCUUUAAAGUCAGGUUUUAACCCUGAAGUUUUCUGAGUUUGUGUCCUCAGAAAACCCUGGAAAAGUGUUCAACUAAAAGGCACUGUAAACAGCCCCCUCCAAGGGUCUAUUUACACUAAGGAAAGGACCCUGUGCUGACACUAGGAGAGUGGCUGGUCACUAGGUACCCACCUCAGUGAAUGCUGAAAGUAAUUUAAAUGCUGGCGUAGAUGGGACAAAACUUUGAAGUACCAGUGCAGAAAGCGAGAGCUACCACACUCAACUACACAGGUACUUUGCUGUCUACACCAACUUGCUACAGGUUUGUCCCAUCGAUACUGGCAAUUAAAAUCCUUUUGACAGAGGGGGAGUCACUCCUGACAGCUACUGUUGCCAGUCUGCCCAUUUUCUAGGAGAGUCGGACCUGUGUUUUUAAAGCCAUGAAGCUAUUGCAUCAGCAGGAUGUCCUUAAGUGCUCAUACCCCUGACAGAGCUUACAGGUGUUUGGCAAAGGAAAGCAAGAUGAAUGUUUAAAAAGUUGUUAAAUGCAUAUUUAAUUCUUUUCUCUUUGCCACUGUAAUCUAUCUCACCAGGAAAACAGCCUGCAUUUGAAAAACAACAUUAAAAACGAAAAAAAAAAACCAACACACUACAUCCUACUUUGCUAUGAAGCUGAGCUCUUGCUUUUAUUUAGCCUGAGAACCCUCAUCUCUGCUGAAGUUCAGUGCUGUCUUUCCUGGCUCUUCCUGUCCCAUUGUGCAGUUUCAACGUGUUUUUCCUGGGAUAGGGAAAGAAAUUUGUAAUGCAGUGGGGUAAUUCCUCUAGCGUGUGGUUUUAAGUACGAUGCUCAGUGGAUUGAUUUAGAAAUGGAUAUUUAGUUCUAAUGACUAUUGUUACAGUGUGGUUUUGUUUCUGGCUGUGAACCCUUUAAAAAUAAGCAUGGCUCACAACACUUGGCUUUACUCAUGCAGGACCAGCAAGACGUGAAUAGACUCGUCCAGGUUGCUAAUUAGAAGAAAUAGUUCCACAUAGCUUUUCAAAUUAGAUUUAGCCCUGUUUUGAGAGCUACCUUCCUUUCUAACCAUGAGUACAAGCCUCUCUUCCACUUCCUUCCACAGCCACUUUAUGUCUGAGACACUGAAGUAGCAGAGGUACUACUAGGCUCUUCCAGAUUCUCUUCAAGUGCAAUAAACUUUUUGUCCUCUCUGUGAAGGUGAGGAUGGCUGGAAGGGGAAAAAUACUAUCGUAUUUUGAUUCUGAUUUUCUCCUACAGCCAGUGUUGUUUCUUCCAGAUAGAAACCAGAAAGAGCUCUUUUCAGCUUCCCACUAGCAGACUACAGAGUAGACAGAAAUCCCUAGUCUGGAAAUAGGGCUGGGGAACAGGAAAUACAGGACCUUAGUUCUGUCUUUGACUUGCUGUAAGCAUGUGCAAGUCACUCAACUUCUCUGUGCCUCAAUUGUCCCCAUCUGCCAAAUGGGGCUAAUACAUACGCUGCUUUUGUAAAGCAUUUCAGCUCUUUAGAAAAUCAAGAGCUAUGCAUGCAAACGUUACUAGGACAUUCUGGGAAAUGCAGAGCAUUCAUACAUGCAGUAAGCAACCAUAGAUCUGAGCUGGGAGAGCACCAAAACCAACUAAUCCUGCAAAAGGUUUGUUGGGGAUGAAGGCAACUACAUACUAGUAGACCUAUACAUGCUCUAGCACUCUACCACAAAGUGCCAUUGCUCGGCUCUGUGCAGGGUAAGUGAAGAGAGUGGAAUGGAAAAACAGCAGCUCAUUGUUACAUGCAGUGUUACAUGUACUCUUACAUGCAUUUGUGCGUUUUGUGAUGUAUGCUCAAAAUGGGAAAGAGAAGGGUGAUCCUGCUGUGAAGGAAAAAAUACGACUCACUGUUCUAUCAGUCAAUUGAUGUAAAGAUAAAAAAGUGUUGAUAUAUACAUUUGAAGUGCUGCAAUGUGAUGGUUUGGCAUUGCUUUGAGCACUUUGAGUUUAUGUAUCUUAAUCACAUUGGUAUCUAAAAUUAGUAUGCAGAGGAUACAAAUUAAAUGUAAAUGUAAGGUAGGUCAAAGAUCGAUUACACAUUUCCUGAUAUUUCAAUCUUCCAUGUUGCCUAGCUUUUAAUAACUGGGGGUUAAUUAUUUAAUGGAAACAUUUACAACACCACUGCAAUAUAAUAUCAUAAGAAAAUAUUAAAAGACAGAUUAUCUGCCAGGCCACCUUAUUGAUCUUCUUGACUAAAGCCUAGACCAUUCCUUUGGGUUCCUUUUAUUUUUAUUUACCUUAGGUUUCCUUCUCCAUCACUGUGUGUCAACAUGCUCUAUCUGUAUACAGCAAAAUGUUCUGCUAGUGACCAUUGUUCAGUGUAUGCUUAUUUGCCAGACAAGAUUGUUUCCACUUGUAUCUACUAUCUUUAAAGUAUUUUAUCUCUGUCUUUACAGAUCUCUUAAGUUUAGCCAGUGACCAAAAAAAAAAAAAAAAUCACACAAAAAAAAAACAACCACCACAACCACAACUCACUAUUACUCUUGAGCUGCUGUUUUUUCAGCCAUGUGGAGAAGUACAUAUUAUCAGACCUUGAUUUUCCAUUGUAGAAAGCUCUGCCAACCACAGCCUGCUGUGUCUGUUAUGUGCCACAAUUGAUGAAGAAUCAAGACAGCCUGGAUUCUGCAGGAGCAAUGACCAGGGCUAAGAGUUGAUCUGUUCCAUAAUUGUACUUUUUAUCUUGCUUACUUUGUUUUCUUUUAUAAGCACAUCAUCUUACCUCUUCCUACGACCCUCCCAAAAUGCUCAAAUUUAUGCUCAUGUAAUGUAAAUAAAAUUCAUCCUCCACCCCCUCAAGAUGUUCUUAAUUGCCUACAUAUAAACCGACUUGAGAAAAAUAGAUUGAGAAGUGGUCAAUGAAAAGGGAGAAUGUGGGGGAAAGAAACAAACAGGGACUCUGGUAGGUUUUAGCCUGUACAGACAAAGUACUUUAAAGGCUUUUUUCAACAUAAUAUACAGCAGCUUCUUAUAAUUUUCUCAGCAGUAGGUAGUUUACAGUCAUCUGUACCUAGAACAAAUCUUGUCAAAAAUGAAGGUCUGUAGUGAUUGCUGGGUAUAAUUUUAUACAUUUAGCUGAUUCUUCUGAAAGCUUCCACUGUGCUGCUGUUGUCAGACUAAAUUAUCAAUUUAGCCAUUUGUUGUUUAAUGAAUAAAAAACUCCUAUGGCAUUGGAGAUGUUGUGGUUUCAAUAAAGCAAAAGCUUUAACAACUCAAACUACAGAAA
Molecule: messenger RNA, 5240 nt
Organism: Anas platyrhynchos (mallard)
Lineage: Eukaryota; Metazoa; Chordata; Aves; Anseriformes; Anatidae
Gene: LMO3
Product: LIM domain only 3
Biological process (GO): positive regulation of transcription by RNA polymerase II
Cellular component (GO): nucleus
Molecular function (GO): DNA-binding transcription factor binding; transcription coactivator activity
Source: RefSeq, a predicted model, not a curated record